GGAGAGCGGGCGGAGGCGAGCGAGGGCUAUGCUGCGGCUGGCGCACGGCGGGGCUCGGGCCAUCGUGGACUUGUCGUACGCCCGCCACUUCCUGGACUUCCAGGGCUCCGCCAUCCCCCGAGCCAUGCAGAAGCUGGUGGUGACUCGGCUGAGCCCCAACUUCCGCGAGGCCGUCACCCUGCGCCGGGACUGCCCGGUGCCGCUCCCCGGGGACGGAGACCUCCUCGUCCGGAACCGAUUUGUUGGCAUUAAUGCAUCUGACAUCAACUAUUCUGCUGGCCGCUAUGACCCAUCGUUGAAGCCCCCCUUUGACAUAGGUUUCGAGGGCAUUGGUGAGGUGGUGGCCUUAGGCCUCUCUGCCAGUGCCACACACUCAGUGGGCCAGGCCGUGGCUUACGUGACACCUGGUUCCUUUGCAGAGUACACAGUUGUGCCUGCCAGCAUUGCCACUCCAGUGCCCUCGGUGAAACCCGAGUACCUCACCCUGCUGGUAAGUGGCACCACUGCAUAUAUCAGCUUGAAUGAGCUGGGAGAACUGUCAGAAGGGAAGAAAGUUUUGGUGACAGCAGCAGCUGGGGGGACGGGCCAGUUUGCUGUGCAGCUUUCAAAGAAGGCAAAGUGCCAUGUAAUUGGAACGUGCUCUUCUGAUGAAAAGUCUGCUUUUCUGAAGUCUGUUGGGUGCGAUCGCCCUGUCAACUAUAAGACCGAGCCCCUCGGAACCGUCCUGCGGCAGGAGUACCCGGAUGGUGUGGAUGUGGUCUAUGAAUCUGUUGGGGGAGCCAUGUUUGACUUGGCCUUAGAUGCCUUGGCUACCAGAGGGCGCUUGAUAGUAAUCGGGUUUAUCUCUGGCUACCAAAGUCCUGCUGGCCUCUCGCCUGUGAAAGCAGCAACACUGCCCGCCAAGCUGCUGAAGAAGUCUGCCAGCGUCCAGGGCUUCUUCCUGAACCAUUACCUCUCCAAGUACCCGGCAGCCAUGAAGCACUUGCUUAAGCUGCAGGCCAGUGGGGACCUGGUCUGUGAGGUGGACCUGGGAGACCUCUCUCCAGGGGGCAGGUUUGCGGGUCUGGACUCUGUAUUCCGGGCUGUCGAUUAUAUGUACAUGGGAAAAAAUACUGGAAAAAUUGUAGUUGAAUUACCUCACUCUGUCAACAGUAAGCUGUAAAAACUGAACAAUGACAUAAAUCAAAGGAGAAAGAAAACGAGCACUUUAUGCCCGAGAAUUACUCAAAUCCAUUUAUUUUUAGUUUGUGAUAGAUAUAAUAUUUUUUAAAACAAAAGUAAGGUGUUAAUGAAUCUCUCCAUUCCUCCCUCCCUCCCUUUCCCUCUCUCUCUCUCUCUCUCUCCCUCCCCCUCCCCCUCCUUCCUUGGGAAAAAAAGUGCCAAUAAAAGUUCCCUCCAUACUCAGAGGUAAAACGUUUACAUUCGAUUCUUUAGUCAUGGACGGUCUCAUUCCAGAUUUUAUUGUUCCAGGGAAGUAAAUUAAUUCCUGAUGCAGGACCUGAUCGAAUCAGUAUGUCCUCAGCUUGAUGAGAUUUUAAAAUCAGUCUUGAAAACAGUUCACAAAGCUCUGGGAGAGCCUGCUCUUAUGCUAAUGAGCAGCUCAAAAGUGAGAGGUGCCACAGGUCUGCACUGUUGUCACUGUCCUGUCCUCCAGGAUAGGGCCCCCCUUUUUCUGCAGAGCCUUAACCAGCUAUGUACCUAGACAUUUUGGGCAGGAUUCUCCCCAGAUUCAAUGUUGGUAUUAGAUGAUUCCGAAAACACAGACCUGUCUUCCAGAAGUACCCUUUAUUUGAUGGGCUUCAUCCACAGUCAUCCUGGUAAGCUGUGUUGCAGUGUGAGAAAUGUCUCUGUUAUUGUGAGAAGAGAAUUGAUAUUGAAAACUUAUAGACACAGAAAAUAGGUUCUGCAAAGGGAAACCGCAGAGUUUGAAGGGACUUUUAAGAAUUUACGUGCACAGGAAGGGAAAUGCGUGUGCUGUGUUUAUGGUGCAAGUCUGCGUGAUGCAGCGUGGACUGCAGGAGGACACAGCUUAGGCAUACGCAGGGGAUGGUAAUGAGGGAGCACAGGUCACACAGCUCCAUGCUUUCAGGGACUGAGUGUCCAUAAUACUACACUUGCUUCUCAUGGGAGGCUUUCAGACACAGAACAAGGGUCUGAUCUCUGGUCAUGGAAACAGAAUAGCAGUCACUGACCCUCCUGUUUCAUGUCCAGCAUUCUGCUGGAAGGAGAUGGGUUUUGUCACUGCUGCCUGAUGGCACACACCAUCCACCAACCACACAUGAGAAGCAGCGCGACAUGUGCCUUCUCUCCCGAAUCAUGCCAACGCUGAUCCACUUGCCUCUUAACCUCCGGCGCCCGGAGGCUGCUGCUGCUUUCAUCAUUAAGUCGAAAUCCCACAGUGCCUUUCUAAUUGAAGGUGAAGCCCACCAGAUUAUUUUGCAGAGUCUUGGGUUUCAGUGCAUCGAACAUGCUCAAUAAAUAUGAACGCAAUUAAAGAUGCUCCAGGAAAGUUGGGGAGCAGAUGUAAUUCUUCCCUUGCAUCUGAGGAGCAAGGAAAUCCUACUGCUGAAGAGCUGUUAGUAUCUAUUUUACAAGAUUUACUCAUUUUCAGGUACCUAAUGUAGCUGCUAGCAUGCAUGCACAACAAUACAAUUUAUAUGGUAAAUGGAACCAAAUAAUGGCUUCACUGAAUGUUAUGGCUGUACUGAAGGGAAAUGUCACGGUAAAUAGCUGCCAAAUUAUGGAUCAUGCCGAAGUGUCACAACUGCACUAAAGACAAAUAGCACUAGAGGCUAUUGCCACUGUGACGCUUUUGAGUUAUGAAGAAGGGUAGCGGCCUGAUGCGAGGCUCUUUGUGUCCUCAUCAUAGCAAAGGGCUCCUGGUGCAGGGGACAAGAAAGCUCGUCCAAUGUGGUGCUUAGUUAUUAAUCUGUCCCUCUCAGACCUAACAGCUGUGGCAAAACAGAAAGAGACUUUGCCUUGCUCUUGAGUGCGCAAACAAACAAAGCAGGGGAAACAGGUUUUAUGAAUCUAACUGCGCACAGGAAGUGACUGGUAAUGGAAAAAUUUUGUAAUAAAAUAAUCUAAUCAAAGAAUAUUAUUAAAUUUAACAUAGUAUGUGUCUGAAAGGCUUAGUUGCUUCUUAUGCAGAUAGAUGUGUGAAAUCUAAGCAAUAAUGCACUUUCUCCCUCUGUAAGGACUUGACUGAGGACAUUACCAACUAAAUUGCUUCUUCUAAACUGAA
Molecule: messenger RNA, 3244 nt
Organism: Ictidomys tridecemlineatus (thirteen-lined ground squirrel)
Lineage: Eukaryota; Metazoa; Chordata; Mammalia; Rodentia; Sciuridae
Gene: Ptgr3
Product: prostaglandin reductase 3
Cellular component (GO): mitochondrion
Molecular function (GO): 15-oxoprostaglandin 13-reductase [NAD(P)+] activity; zinc ion binding
Source: RefSeq, a predicted model, not a curated record